AUGAACCUUUACAAUCGGGAACCCGGCCCCCCUCGUGUCUUGAUCGAUAACUGGGUUGAGGAGAGAUCUCUCUACGAGACCGCCUUGAAUCCCGAUGGAACCGUCAAGAUGGGAACGUGUAGAGUGCCAACGGUAUAUGUACAGACAACGAAUCCGGAUCAAAAGAUGCCCAGUGACACAACGAACAAGGAAUAUGGAGAUUUUCGUGCCAAUAAGAAGGAGUAUUUCAACCCCAACUGUAAUUUUGAUACAGUGGGCCGCCCCGUCACCAGUGGGACCGCUUUGGAGGCCAGAUUUCGUGCACAAGCUGAAAAGGAAUGGGCUAGCUAUGUCCAGCUACGUCAAGAUGCUUUAGAUGGAAGGGCCGGUCGGAUUGCGGAUGGCGAAAAGAUUAGUACAUACACUGCAGACUACUCCAAGCCAGAGAUUGAAAGACCGCUUACUCAAGCGCGCUAUGACCACCCUGUGACGUUGUACAGUACAGGAACAAUCAACGUGCGCCGCACUGGCCCUGAAUUGGGCCGCUAUCCAAGGCAUGCCCAAUUUUCCACUCCAAUCGAGGAGAACAAGCGUGGACAGUGGAAGGACGACUAG
This is a messenger RNA of Giardia duodenalis, 594 nucleotides long. RefSeq lists its product as uncharacterized. Lineage: Eukaryota; Fornicata; Diplomonadida; Hexamitidae. The transcript has a single exon. The record is from RefSeq and is a predicted model, not a curated record. Bases 1 to 594 code for a protein of 197 amino acids.